Molecule: messenger RNA, 1347 nt
Organism: Lobosporangium transversale
Lineage: Eukaryota; Fungi; Mortierellomycota; Mortierellomycetes; Mortierellales; Mortierellaceae
Product: tubulin gamma chain
Exons: 7
Coding region: 1-1347 (448 amino acids)
Biological process (GO): meiotic spindle organization; cytoplasmic microtubule organization; mitotic spindle organization
Cellular component (GO): spindle; centrosome; microtubule
Molecular function (GO): structural constituent of cytoskeleton; GTP binding
Source: RefSeq, a predicted model, not a curated record
AUGCCACGCGAAAUCAUCACUAUUCAGGCUGGGCAAUGCGGCAACCAAAUUGGACAAGAAUUCUGGGCUCAACUGUGUGCUGAGCAUGGGAUUAGUCGCGAUGGAACCUUGGAAGAUUUCGCUUCAGAAACAGGAGACCGAAAAGAUGUAUUCUUUUACCAAGCUGACGACGAGCAUUACAUCCCACGAGCCAUUCUCCUAGAUCUGGAACCCAGAGUUAUCACAACUAUUACUACAUCGGCAUAUGCCAACCUUUAUAAUCCCGAAAACAUUUUUCUCUCCAAAGAUGGGGGCGGAGCAGGAAACAAUUGGUCCCUUGGUUAUGGAGCAGGAGAGCGUGAGUCCGAGGAGAUUUUAGAAAAACUGGACAGGGAAGCAGACGGGAGUGAUUCACUAGAGGGAUUUAUGCUACUGCAUUCGAUUGCAGGUGGAACAGGAUCUGGAUUGGGCUCAUACUUGCUCGAAAGACUGAAUGAUCGAUACCCAAAGAAGUUGAUCCAGACUUACUCUGUUUUCCCUAACAACGAAGAAAUGUCUGAUGUCGUGGUACAACCUUACAACAGCAUGCUUAGCUUAAAGCGCUUAACACAAAAUGCUGACUGUGUAGUUGUACUCGAUAAUGCUGCGUUGACGAGGAUUGCGUGUGACCGAUUGCAUAUUGCCAAUCCAACGUUUGCCCAGACGAACCAGCUGGUUUCAACAGUGAUGUCAGCUAGUACAACCACAUUGCGGUAUCCAGGGUACAUGAACAAUGAUCUUGUGGGCAUGAUUGCAUCUUUGAUCCCAACACCGAAGUGUCAUUUCCUUCAAACAUCCUAUACACCCUUCACGAGCGAUGGAAUCGACCAAACUAAAUCUGUCCGAAAGACAACAGUCCUUGAUGUGAUGAGGCGUCUAUUGCAACCCAAGAACAGGAUGGUUUCUACAACACCUUCUAAAAAAAGUUGCUAUGUCUCCAUUUUAAAUAUUAUUCAAGGAGAAGCUGAUCCAACCGAUGUCCACAAAUCACUAUUACGAAUAAGAGAAAGGCGAUUGGCCUCGUUUAUUCCUUGGGGUCCUGCAAGUAUUCAAGUAGCACUAACUAAGAAAUCGCCAUACGUACAAACUCCUCAUCGUGUGAGCGGUCUCAUGUUGGCAAAUCAUACGAGUAUCGCAUCCCUUUUUCAAAGGACAUGCGACCAAUUUGACAAGUUAAGGAAACGAAAUGCAUUCUUGGAGCCAUAUCGUCAAGGAUCUUUGUUCAGAGAUGGGUUAGAGGAGUUUGAUGACUCCAGGGAGGUGGUUCAGGAUCUGAUCAAUGAGUACGAGGCGUGCGAGAAUCCAGACUAUGUGAAUUAUGGACAAUAA